This is a messenger RNA of Torulaspora globosa, 1227 nucleotides long. RefSeq names its product Smc5-Smc6 complex subunit KRE29 (gene KRE29). Lineage: Eukaryota; Fungi; Ascomycota; Saccharomycetes; Saccharomycetales; Saccharomycetaceae. The coding region runs from base 1 to 1227 and encodes 408 amino acids. The transcript has a single exon. The record is from RefSeq and is a predicted model, not a curated record.
AUGGCUUUGAAGGACGAACCAGGAUGUGAGAAGGAAGAUGAUAUUGACGAUUCCCAGGACUCAGAUACCGGCAGGUUACUCGUAAGACAUGAAUUGGUUGAAAGUGUCACUGAGUUCCGCGAAGAAGAGAGCGAUACAGAUGACGACCGUGAGACGAGCCAACUAUUUGGUAAGAGUAGUGUUAUUAGAUCGAGUUUAUUGGAUCCCAAGAUCGAAAUAGAGGACUUAUCAGUGAAAAAAGUCGAGAACGUCGUCAAGAUUAAGCAGUACGACCUUGGGCACCAUUUUGACCCUAGGAUAGCAACUUCUUUGAAUAAGUUCAGCAAAUUGAGGAAGCUCGCUGGAGACUCACCCAAGGCAUCUAAAACUUCGACCGAUUCCACUUAUGAGGGAGAUAUUCGAACAAGUUUCAAGAGAAGGGGUGUUUCGCCACAUUAUUCCGACCUAAUUACAAAUGAAACGAUCUCGAAGAGGUUCAUCGAUUGGCAUUUCAUAACAGAAAACAGCCAGUUUCAAGAACUAUCGAUCGAAAGUACUCUUUACAAUGAGAAGGAAGAACUAAUGAGGCGAUAUCCUACUUUGGAGAGUCUGCUCAUGUCAUUUGGAGUUUCUGGGGACACACUUGACUCUCUGGCAACCGAGAGAUAUCUCUUAACUAGCAGAAGAGAAAUUGAUACUCUAUGUCAGAUUAGCCCCGUUGAUUCCAUGCUGGAAGCACUCGCCCACUACCUUGGAGUAAGCGAGCGAUUCACAAAGUACUUCAUCUGCUUUGUGCUUGAUAGAAAGAUUUAUGAGUCUGUGUCUUGUGAUUCCCUUUGGUGUACCAAAAUGUUUAAAGAAAUUCCCUGUGACGACUUCUUUCAAGAAUACUUCUCAUUGGUUCAUCCUCAUGACUACUUCCUGCAUCAUAGAGUCAUCAAGCUAAUUUCAAAUAUUCAGACACCGUUGAUACGACGAAUCUUCUUCGAGAAAAGCUGUUUGAGUAGCGAAGAAGCUACGGAAAUCCUCGUAGCCGAGUUUAACAAUUUGUUCGAUAAGCGUCGCCUUCAAGAUUUACUGUAUUUUGUCCUUUUCAUUUAUGGUUCGGAGUUCAUUCCGUUUGGUGAUUCACCUGCGACACGAUAUUUCAAGAACUGUGUCGAUGAUCUCUUCAACGCCAGUGCAAGCGACGUCGAACUGUCCUUGAUUGGAGGAAUCUUAGGUGUCAUUACGAAAAUGCCAUCAUAA